AGACUAUUCUCAUCUCCCCCUUUUGCCCUACACACACUGCUCCCCUUUCCUCCUUCGCCGCAGUCUCCACUGGUUUUCCUCUCCUCCUCUUCGGCACUCUCCCCUGGCUCCCAUGCCUUUCCUCUCCUCGCCUCUCUCACUCGAUCUCUCCGAGGGGUGUUUCAUCAACUCAACGGUUGAUUUCAUCGACCACAUGCUGUAACGCCAGCUAGGUGUUCCUCGUGAUCAAGGUUAUUCGUACAAACAUGGACUUGGUGUAUGAGAGGGGAUUUCCUGUAGGAAAGGAACCCUCUGGCAUACUUCCUGAUGUAUAUGAUCUUGACUGGAACCCCAAUGCCUCUAGCUAUGAAGCCUUGGGAGUUCUGGUUUGUGCAAGUUUUGAAGGAACAGUGGUCAUCCGAAUCAAUAAGCUUGACAAAAAGCACAGUGGAACACUGCUGUGCAACAGAAAGUCACCACCGGGACGGAGGACCCUGAGUUGUAAAUGGUCUAUUCAUGAUCCAAGGAUCUUGGCUACAGGAGGUAGCCAGCGGCACAAGAACACCGAAAGAUGACGUACAGGUGGAAUCAUUCGGUUGCUAAUGUACAAUGGCACACGUUUCGAGGUGAUGCAGAGCUUCAAGGUGCAGGAUGGGGAAGAUGUUUCUCAGCUGAGCUGGGACCGAGAGGGAAAAUUCGUGUUAGCCACAGUUAACAAAGACGGAGGUCAGGCCAAGCUCUACAUUAUAAACCACGCUUCAAGGCGUAGAAGUUCAAUUGCGCAGAUAAUUGACCAUCCACAAGCAGAGUCAUCCACCCCAUUGGUCUUUACAGCCAAAUUCCAUCCAGUGGAUCCACUUUUUAUAUCUGUGGCAGGAGAUACUGUUUGGAUAUGGCGUAAAGGCACCAUCCAAUCUAAAUGGCAAGACACUCAUGUCUUGAAAAUCAAUGCGUACAUUGGCAGAAAUUAUUACAUGCAGCGUCCUCUCAUAUGCUUUGACGGGUCUGGGGAAAUGUUGGCGGUCUGUGAGGGUGAUGAUUCUGUCAGUGUCUGGAGCUUUGUCCCAGAGGAGAUGAUACGACGCCCUGAGAUGAAAUUACUCACCCGAUGCAAUGAUCUUGAAAGAAUUGUUUCACUUGACUGGAUGAAGAACACAAUUGUUGUAGCAAAUCAAAUUUCUACGUGUGUCUACACUGUGAACAAAAAUUUGCUGAUUAACGGAACUGGAAAUUUAAAAUUGAAAUGCAAAAGAUCAAAUCAUACUCACUUUUAUGAGCAGCUUUGCAUGAAGAUUGACCCACGUCGUACCGACUAUAUCGCAACUGGGGGAAAGGAUGGCUAUGCUACAGUAUGGAAAUGUGUCGAUAAGAAAGAUACUGUUCCCAUGAGAAGAAGGAACUAUCUGGCAGAGGCGGCGUACUACCAGACAGAAGUCAGCCCUCCACCCAGUGAUAGCGAAGAUCAGACGGGUGAUGAUGAUAAUGAUGUCCGGACACUCAUCAGAUGUGAGACCUCUGAUGAGGAUGAGACAGAUAAAGAAAAUGUCAAGGAGCACAAGGAACCCUCAAAAGGUGAAGCAGUGGCCGGCGCUACCCAGGAAGAAUACGCAUCGGUGGGAGCACUUCCACUUGAUAUGUUGAAAAUUCCUAUUGGAAAAAGGAUGUUCUGCAACAAGCAGUUUAGCAUGAAACCAAUUGCUGCAGUAGGGUUCUAUAUGGAGCACACCCUGGCACGUUACAAGUUUGAACAGUUUGGUGAUCUCAUUUAUCGCAAUGCAAUCGAUAAGCUUGUGAACAAAUUUGACCAUCCAAAGGAGAUCUUACAGUGGAGGUUUGAUUCAAAAUAUAUGAUCAGAGGACUUGUUCUUGAUAAGAACAAAGGAAACAUUUUGAAGAUUGAUAAAUACAAUUCUGUGGAGGUCGCAUUUCAUGGAUUAAAUGCUAUUUCUAAGGAAGAAAUUGCUAAUGUUUAUGGGAAUAAGAUGUUCAUUCAAGAUUCCUUCACCGAGCCUGAUUAUGCCAUCGUAGAUAAUGUAUUUUCAAAUGUGGAAGCGUACCUGUUUUCUCAGCUAGUAACCUUCAAGGACAAGAAUGGAGAAGCUAAGUACGAGGUUCUGCAUAGAAACGUGAGGCAUGCCAUUGACAUGUGUUGUCGUGAGGGAUGCUUAGAGCAAGAAAUUCAAAAGGAUCCGAGCCGGUACAUCCAUAUGGAUCCGGCAAUCAUAGCAAUGCUUAGAAUGAUAAGAGAAUCCGGCCGGCGCACAUUCUUGGUAACAACUAGCUUGUGGGAGUACACCAAUGUCAUUAUGAACUAUAUAUGCACUCUAUCUGUCAGAGACAGUGACAUCCACACUUGGCUUGAGUACUUUGAUGUUGUGAUUACAAGAUGCCUGAAACCAUGUUUUUUCAAUGACGACCAAGCGGCGCUCCUUGCAGUGGAGGUUGAAUCUGGAAAACUUAUAAAUGUAGACAUUGAGGCUAGCGAGAUGAGGAGAUCAAGUCAGCCUCUUGAACAAAGACAGAAAGUUUACCAGGGAGGUAACGCUUUUCACAUACAAAGGUUACUUGCUGUUGAGUCUAGUUCCCAGAUCUUCUACGUUAGUCAGCAAUUGUAUGAAGAUGUACUUCCCAGCAAGAAGGACCAAGGUUGGCGGACUAUGCUGGUAAUACCUGAGCUUGAGCAAGAAACCGAAGUUUUUGCAGAAUCAAGUUCUAUGAGAGAGGAACUUGGACGAUUGAGGAUGAAGCGCAGUUCAAUUACAAAUGAAAUCCAUCACUGUAGCCGGUCUCUCCGAUAUCAAGCACUUGUAGAGAAGAACAAAGAGAGUGAGGCUUAUGUUCAUUCUAAAAAAAUGUUCGAAGACAAGCAUCAAAAUCUAGUGGUUCAGCUGGAUGAACUGAACCUGAUGGAACAAGUGAUUCGCAGAAACUACCAUGAAAAGUUUAACUUGCACUGGGGUCAGAUUAUGAAGGCAGGGUUUAAAGAUUCUAGGUUUGCUAACCAGGUGAUGACAAUUCCGUGUCUCUACACCAGUUCUAUUACGAACUUGACUCAUUAUGAUUGGGAGGUGGAGAUUAGCCCGCAGGAAGAUGACACAGCUUAUGAGUUGUCCGACCUUGACUUGACGUAGCGAACACGAGUAGCCUAUUAUUGUCCCUGAUUGUCAAAUUAGUAGAGUAUUAGCGAGACUGUGUGUACUGAUGGUUUGGUAAGUACAAGCAACCUAUGUGUGAUGUCUA
Molecule: messenger RNA, 3219 nt
Organism: Hordeum vulgare subsp. vulgare (domesticated barley)
Lineage: Eukaryota; Viridiplantae; Streptophyta; Magnoliopsida; Poales; Poaceae
Product: cytosolic purine 5'-nucleotidase-like
Exons: 27
Coding region: 582-3110 (842 amino acids)
Molecular function (GO): protein binding; 5'-nucleotidase activity
Source: RefSeq, a predicted model, not a curated record